Scatophagus argus is the source of this 2546-nucleotide messenger RNA. It is a transcript of the gene tnni1a, whose product is annotated as troponin I type 1a (skeletal, slow). Lineage: Eukaryota; Metazoa; Chordata; Actinopteri; Scatophagidae. The record is from RefSeq and is a predicted model, not a curated record. Gene Ontology annotation, cellular component: troponin complex. The coding region runs from base 1584 to 2147 and encodes 187 amino acids. The transcript has 8 exons. Gene Ontology annotation, biological process: muscle contraction.
UUAUGUGUGUAUGCUUGUUAUGCUUUUUUGAUUAUGUUGUUCUCAGUCCACUGUCACAUACUUUACACCCUCCUAACUACAUACUUUAUAAACAUACCAUAUCGCAGCAUGAAAGGUGCCAUACAUUCUGUUCUGUUUCUGCUUAGGAAUUUCCUCAUUUGGCUUUAAUGUAAUGAGAUUAAAGCAAAAGAAAAUGGAAAUAGAGACAAAAACGGAAAUCUUGAGAAAGUGAACCCAGCAGAAGUUAAAUAAUAAAUUUGCCUUUGCUGGGUAAAUAAAGAACUGUUUUGUCAAUAACUACAAAUUUAUACCAGUGGAAUACCAGCAAAAUGACAUCAUCGCAAUUUGGCCACCACCUCAAUGGGGCAAUAUCUUUGUAAACUUCACCGGUUUUAUUUCACUGAUGCUUUUAUCCAAACUUACAAGAAUGCUUUCAACCGUGUGGAUAUGAAGGGAAAGUUGCAAGAAUCAAGCAAGUGCAGCAACAUCAUCAAAUAAGCUGAACUGCUUAAAGCGCUACGUUUUGAAACAACACAAGCUAAAUAGGAAAAACCCCAAAACCUCCCAAGGGGCUUCCUGCAAUCAUGUCUAGCAUUUUGAUCUGCUCUUUGAGGUUUAGAUGUGGGUAAAAAAGGAGCGCACAGCCGUGCCAGCGGCUCUGAGAGGUUGUCCCUUGGGGACAGCAUCGCACUGAGCUAAAUGUUAAUGUCAGCAUGCUUGCACUUCCACGACAGUGUUAGUUACUAGCAUAAUGUUUGCUAUGUUAACUAUCUUAGUUUAGCUUAUUAGUGUGCUAACAUUUGUUAAUUAGCACUAAACACAAAGUAAACAGCUGAGGUUGAUGGGAAUGUCAGUAGGAUUAGUUGUACUUAGACACUGCUUGCGGCGUGUUUAGUUUUAACUUAGUUUUACAGGCAUUUUGUCGGCCAAAGUACUGAAAGAAACAAAAUUUUGACGUGAUUGUGUACCACAAAUGUCUGUAGGCUACAAAAUUUUGCGCCAAUCUGUUUAUUAGAUGUCAAUAUAUUUCGCUUAAUGGGAAAAAAUAAAAACUUCAUGGUGCAUCUUCAACAAGAAAAGUCAUGGGAUCUCAAAGACAAUAGGAUUCAUCCUCUGGCCGUCACAAAUGUUUGUACAAAAUUUCACGGCAUUGCACCCAGUAAUUGUUGAGAUGUUAAAGUCUGGACCAAAGUGGUGGUCUGACAACUACAAAUGCCAUUUUUAUUAAGUUUCAUUUUCCUUCCCAGGCAAUAUUUGAGCAGUAUAAACAUUUAAACUCCUGCCUGCAGUUCAUCCUCCUCCUGUGUCGUGCAAGUCCAAAGCUCCGUGCUCUAACUGCUGGCCUCUGGUAUACAAUGAAUCUGCGAGAGACAAAUGGACAGAGCGUGAUUAGGCAGUAAGAUAGAUGGGGUUAACUAUUAAUAGCCUCCACUAACAAAGGAGAAAGAGAGAGAGGGACAAUUGGGGGUGCAGAUAAAUAGAGGGACACCAAAUUGUUGGCCUCAUCUCUGAUUUUUCCAUCCUGCCACUGCUGUUGCCACAUCUUUCUCCUGCUUCAUACAUUGUAAGAUCUCAUCAGCAGGAUGCCUGAGCAUGUGCCAGAGAGGAAACCAAAGAUCUCAGCUUCGAGAAAGCUGAUGCUCAAGAGUCUGAUGGUGGCGAAGGCCAAGGAGGAAUUGGAACAGGAGAUCUUGGUUAAAGAAGAGGAGAAACAGAAAUAUCUGUCUGAGAGAGCUCCUCCUCUCAACACCAGUGGCCUGAGCCUUGAGCAGCUACAGGACCUCUGCAGAGAGCUCCAUAUCAAGAUAGACGUGGUGGAUGAGGAGAGAUAUGACAUUGAAGCCAAAGUCAUGCUCAAUACACGUGAGAUUAAAGACCUGAACAUCAAGGUGUUGGACCUCAGGGGGAAAUUCAAGAGGCCUAACCUUCGACGUGUUCGUGUAUCUGCUGACGCGAUCCUUCGCUCUCUGCUGGGCUCCAAACACAAAGUCUCCAUGGACCUCCGGGCCAACCUCAAGUCAGUCAAGAAAGAGGACACUGAGAAGAGGCCAGUUGAGGACAGUGACUGGAGGAAGAAUGUGGAGGCCAUGUCUGGGAUGGAGGGAAGGAAGAAGAUGUUCGAUGCUGCGAAGGGUCCUGCCCAGUGAACCCAGAAGAUUUCAGUCUAAUGCUGUCAUUCUCACGAACGCUCCUGAAAUGACUCCCAAAAAGUUUUUCUCCACUUUCCUUAACAACCCAUCUGUUUGCUGUUUGUUGACAUGGUGUUAAAUGUUACUUUAUCUCUGUGUGAUGUAUUAUUAUUUGCAUUGUUCUCAUUACUGACAUUUGCCCAACAAUGUCAAAAAUGCAACUUGUAUCUCUGAAAGAUAAAUGUGGAUAGUAGCUUAAUCAGCAGGUCAGAUGAUAUUAUAGCUAACAGUGAUGUGACCUGGUCGAAUUAAACUGCACACACUGUAAGCAUGAUUUCUUCUUUUUGUGUGCACUUCAUCAGCUAACAGAUUUAUAUGAAAACUGACAAUAAAACACACAAAAUGUGUCUAAUUUAA